AUGUCUGGUACGAAACUUCAGCUGAUGCUGAUGCUGCUAGCGGUGGCGAUUCAGCAGAGCCUUGCGCAGAGAGAAGUGUUUCGACUGUUUGCCAACUGUCGCUACGGCAAGCCCAACUUCGACCCGUGCAUUAAGAAGGCUUUCAAUGCCCUGCGGCCAUGGUUUAAGACAGGUCUGCCCGAGUUCAAUGUGGCUCCGUUCGAUCCGCACCGGGCAGAGUACGUGGAGCAGCGCCGAGGGGACCUCGGAGGGCUCGGAGGGUACCGGUUGCUGCUGACGAACGUGUCCGAGUACGGCUGGGCCCAGUCGGAGGUGACGAAGUACCGAACGGAGCCGAAACACGACCGCAUCGUCUACUCGCAAUACUUCCCGGAGAAGUCACUCGAUGGUGGUUACGACUUUACGUCCAAAAUUCUAGGACUGCCGCGCCAUACGAGAGGUAUCUGGAACCUGACGUUGUACGAUUAUAGCCAGACGACUACCGUCACACGAAUCGGAGGUCCCGGCGGAUUGCUGAAGGUCCGCGUGGAGAUCGACAAGAUUGGCAACAUGAAACUACAUAUCUCGGACUUGUUCCAUGGAGUUAAGAUCGUCGAAUCCAUCGCCGAUUUCUUCAUCAACACGAUGUGGCAACCGACCUUCCCGUUCAUCAAACCGUUAAUCAACGACCUCGUCAGUGUCGCCUUUACGGACAUCUUCAACGAAUCCUUCCGAUAUUUCCCACUCGAUCAGGUGAUACGAAGCUAG
Messenger RNA from Anopheles coustani, 747 nucleotides. RefSeq lists its product as uncharacterized. The transcript has 3 exons. NCBI's taxonomy places the organism in Eukaryota, Metazoa, Arthropoda, Insecta, Diptera, Culicidae. The record is from RefSeq and is a predicted model, not a curated record. The coding region runs from base 1 to 747 and encodes 248 amino acids.